AUGGGCCCAAGGGUCAAGUUCUCGCGCCCGUCCAGGGCGUCAACCCGCUGCCUUCCUCCGCAACAAACCGCGAUACAGGAAUUUGCAAAGGCGACAAAGUCAAGAGCAAGGCAAUUCGAUGCCAAAGAUGCCAAAGAUGUCCUUUCCUCCAAGAAGCGCAAGGUUGGCGAGAUCGAGGUUCAAAUGGUCGAAGUUACCAGCCGCAGCACCGAAGAUAGUAGCUCCUGCGACGAGAUCGGUGAAAGACCGCCCAAGGGAGCGCGGCUGAGCAAAUCAUCGGUCUUACGCUCGAAAACCCGUUCUUCUCUUACAACGCGAUCAACCUCUCCCCUAACACCAACGAAGAAGGUUUUAACAUCCGGCCCAUCUUCGCUCUCCGCCACUGGAAACAAAAACAACCCUCUGCCCCGUACAACUACCGAUCCCAAUACCAAUACCAAUACCAAUGCAAAUGGGAAUGAGAAUGAGAAUGAGAUAUCCGAUUAUGACAACCUACCGCAAUCCUUCCACGACCUCAUCGCUCUGCAUUCUUCCUUUCUCUCAGCGUUAUCCCUCCACUACUCUCACAAUGGACGAAGCACCCCCGCAGAUCUUAACCUAUUACUCCCCAGCACAGAAAAGAUAUGGAAGAAGCGCAAGGUCCACAGGGAAGAUCUACAGAGACUUCUAUACAUAUUAGAGAGUGACACAGAACCAGCCUGCAAAGGCGACGACAAGAGCAAUGACUCCAGCAUGACCUUCAGAAUCGUCAACUAUGGAAUCCGCAAGACAUGUCUGGAGUUCAUGGACCCAGAAAACAGCAGGACCCCGAAGAAGAACAAGAACAACUUUGGACCCCCUUUUGACGAAGCAGAGCUAAACGCUAAAUUCCGCAUCAACCUACAACGCAUCUGGCGCAGCUCUACCCACAACCAAUCACCAUCGGGCACACAUCCACCCCCCGCCAUCCCCCUAGCCCCAAUCCACGACUCAACAACAGCCUUCACAUCCCUCCGCAUCGGACAACAACGCCUUCUCGAUUUCAAGCGGGGCAUGGUGGGACUGAAAACAGCCGCCACGGGUCCUGAAAGUGGUAGUAGCAAAGACGGCAAAGGUGUGUCUGUCACCUCUUCUCCAACCGCAGCCAGUCGUCGUAGCGGGCUUCUCCAACGGAUCCAGAACAAACAACUCAAGCAGACGACGCUGGCUCCGCCGCCGAGUAAGGAGGCUAUCCUGCGCCGUUCCGCGGUUGGUUUGGUUGAGGAGGUUGUUGGGGUGUUGAUUUUACUUAGACCGGCAUCGUCUUCGGCGCCUGCAUCUUCUGCAUCUUCUGCAUCUUCAAAUUCUUCGUCGUCGCCUAUCAGCCCUGCAACAAUUACAACCGCCCCGUCUCGCAAAAAGCCGUAUCGAUGGAACACCAUCAUUCAGAAUAUUCGAGAUUCCCUACGGUGUCCCAUCUCCAAGCAGGAGGCGGAGGCCUGUUUGGAUCUCCUGGCCCAGCCGUCCGUGGCAGGGGAGUGGGUUAGUAUUGUUACCGUUAAUCGGAUUAAAUCUGUGGUGUUGAGGUCUGGAAUUGAUGUUUUUCCGUGUGAGAUUAGGAAGAGGGUGGAACAUUUGAAGGUUUGA
This is a messenger RNA of Paracoccidioides lutzii Pb01, 1605 nucleotides long. RefSeq lists its product as hypothetical. The transcript has a single exon. The record is from RefSeq and is a predicted model, not a curated record. Bases 1 to 1605 code for a protein of 534 amino acids.